AUGAGGCUUGAGGAUACAGCUGGAGCUCCCCAGAGUGAAACAAAGACUCUAAUAAAGAGGAAGAGCAAUAAAAUUCCUGUUAAUUUGGAAGCCAAAACUGUGGCACUUUUGGUAAAGUUCAUGUUAUCUUCAAUAUCCACCAAACUAUCACUUUCAACUGGUACUGUCUUUAGUGCUUCAUAUGCUUUGUAUUUUGAACUAAGCACAACCACCUCUUUCUCAUUUUUCAUUUUACUUCAACAGCAAGGUGAAGGUGCGCCAACGUUACGAAAAGGAACAUGCGCAAGACACUUAGCUGAUGUACACAAACUACUGCGUGGAGUUCAUGUGACGGUAAAUGCAAGAACGGAGGAGGAGGUUGAGCCAGAGUUUGUGAUGGCAGCGGUCUUAAAAGCAUCAGCUACGACCUACAACUUCAGCGAUCGGUCGGAGAUGAAUGACAAAACAACUCCAGUGGGAACCAAUUACAAGCGCACAAAUCCGCUUGCGGAAAUAGACUCCAAAUCGCGCAACAAAUUCUGGGAAGAGCAGGAGGCGGAAGAGAGGAGGAGGAAAACUGAAGAACAGCAGAAAAAGGAGGAGGAGCUGAAGAAACUUGAGAGUGAGAGAAGACAGAGAGAGAUUAUUGAUACUAAGCAAAGAGAGCAGUUAACCAAGGAGAGAAAUGCACGCAUAAUGUCAGAGCGCAAAGCAGAAGAAGCUGCUGCCCUACGAUGUGCUCAGAAGGAUGACCCAAAGUGGCAGCAAGAGCUAGAGAACCAACAGCGUGAAGAAAAUGAGCGAGCAAAACGAGCAGAAAUGAUGCGAUUGGAACGGAAAAAGGAGGCAGAAUCUCUCAUUGGGCACAGGACGCACUCAACACGCGCAAUCUUUGAGUCCUGCAGCAGUGCUAGCAACUCCCAGCCAUCAGCCCAAGACAGGAACCGUCCUCCCCCUCGCAAGUUAAAGGAAUUCAAGCCAGUGAACACCCCUGCAAGAGAAGAGAGUGAGGGAGGAACCUCGACGCCAGGCAGAGGAGUGGCUGCACGCUGGCCCCCUGCAGCUGAAUCACCACAACAACAAGUAACGCCCAAGCAACAGAGAGUUAAUACAAUGGGAUCAGUCAACGUAAACACUCCAGUCCAGUCCAUUGUUCCUGCAGCAUCCUCUCCCCCUGCUCCACCAAGUAAACAACCUCCAGAGUCGUCCAAACCUCAAACGGAGGUAGGAGGCAGCACAGGGUAUGUGAGGAACUUGCUACGAGAAGGCCUUCCUGCUCGACCUGACUCAGAUGAUGAGGACCAGAAUGCGGAGAAAGACGAGUGGGAGGAAGAUGCACCCGAGAGCCAACCACAACCACCACCACAGCUCCCACAACAGUCCCCACUUCGUAACACCACCACCACCACCAUUACUGCCAGCCCUGUCACCUUCCCUCCCAGUCACCACCACCACAACAACCAAAAUCCACCCGCGAAUCAGUCUCCUCCUCCCCCCCUUCCCUCCUCCUCCCCUCCAGCCCCAACCUCCCACCCUCCCCCAGUUCCCUCUUACAAACAACCCUCUACCCAGUCCACAGUCAUCCCAGUCUCACAGCAACACCACAGCGUGCCUCAGCCUCAACCUGAGAAUGAAUUCCAGGUUCCCCCACAUCACACUAAUGGUAAUGCAAAAGCAGAUAUAUGUGAUACCACGAUAGAAAUGGCAAAAGGAAGUUAUCAUAAGAAUAUUCCUGAGGAAGAUGAUCGCAACUUCAAGGUGCAGUCUGCAACUACAAAUGGUGCAGCUAACAGUAAUGUGACUUAUGAUACAACCGUCCAAAGCAAUUCGUCUGCUGUUGCCUCGCCCAGCGCAGAAAUUCCUGGUAUUGGCAUGAUCUAUGAAGUGGAUGGUGUAGAAUACCAGAUUCUGCCAGAACAUGGGCUCUGUGCGAGGGCCCUCUACGACUAUCAGGCUGCUGAUGACAGUGAGAUAACCUUUGACCCAUCUGAGAUUAUCACAAACAUCGACCAGAUUGACGAGGGAUGGUGGCAAGGCAUUGGGCCCGAUGGGAUGUUCGGUCUUUUCCCAGCCAAUUAUGUAGAGCUAAUCAACCAGCCGCCAGUUUGAGCUUCAGCCUAAGGUCCUAAUUCUGUAUUCUAGAGGAAAGGUUUUAGAGAGUGUGGCUCGUGGAUUGUCGCAUUCAUGGACGCACUCCAGUAUGUGUUUGUCGGUUUGGAAGGAACUUAUUGUAUUGAUAGUGGUACUUACUGUCAAAAGUUGUAAAUUUUAUCCGGUUAGAUAGUCUUUUGGAUCAGUAUUUAUGCAAGUAUUUUCAGAAUGAAAUUACAGAAGUAUACAAUGAGAUUGUAUUUGAUAGAUUUGUAAUCUCGGGUUAGGAUUCAUUCUACACACCUACAUGCAAAUGCUUCCAGACAUACACCCACACCACACCUACCCUGUACUCACACGCACACACACGCACACUCACACGCACACUCACACUCACACUCACACUCACACUCACACUCACACUCACACUCACACUCACACUCACACUCACACUCACACGCACACUCACACUCACACUCACACUCACACUCACACUCACAUCACACACACACACACACACACACACACACACACACACACACACACACACACACACACACCUACACACCUACACCUACACCUACACCUACCACACCUACACCUACACCUACACCUACACCUACACCUACACCUACACCUACACCUACACCUACACCUACACCUACACUCAAUUCUACACCUACCCUUACACCUACACCCACAUCUGUACUUUUACCCAUUCCUGUUCUCAUUGGGCAUUGCUACUCCCACUCAUACCCCCCACCCAUAAUUGGAUUGACAUCUGGUUGAUUUAAUAUGCAAAAAGAUAUAAACACAUAUUUAUAUAGAGUAGACGUAUACAAACACAUGUCCUCAUGCUAUAUACACACACAAAUAUGCACCCAAACACACUCUUACAACUCUGCAUUGUACAUUAUUUUUUCACCGGAGGCAAGAUGCAGUGGUUAGAAGUUUCCGAAAGUCUUUCCCUUCUUGGAUAUUUACGGAUUCCUUAAAAUUGUUAAGAGAUUGAAAACAGGAAAGGUAGUCUUUGAGAGUAUAAGCACUAUAUAAGUAUGGCGUAGGUACGUUAUACUAUUUUUAUACCUGAAAGGAGACUUUAUAUUUUGGAGUUGAGAAGGAAGAAGGUCUCUGGCUCUUGUCAAUGUACUUAAUAUAAUAUCUGUUUGAAGGAUUUUCUUUGCUUCCAUUUUUUAAAAUUUUGAGUUAUUUUUUUGUCUGUUGCACCUCCCUCUCCCUCUCAGAAAUUAAGUCAUACCCCUUUCAUGUUUUAUUACUAUUAUUACUAUAAUAAUAAUAAUAAUAAUAAUAAUAAUAAUAAUAAUAAUAAUAAUAAUUAUUAUUAUUAUUAUUAUUAUUAUUAUUAUUAUUAUUAUUAUUAUUCAUUACUCAUUACUUAUUCAUCAAUAUCUAUUAUUCAUUAUUAUUAUUAUUAUUUUCUUUUGGUGUGAGUACAAUUCUUCUGUGUUCUGUGACUUGCUAGCAUUAACUUAUUUGUAAUUACAGGAUGUUAUUGCCAUAUAUAUGUGUAUACACGUUUUGAACAUAAAACGCACUGUAUGAAAUGCAUAAUUUGGCAUAAAAAGGAGACUGUAGGAAAGCUAAAGCCUUGCUUUUGUUAAUUGUUAUUUGAUAGUAAGUACUGCUGACAUAUGUCUUCCCAUCUGGUUAUCAAUAAUACAUGUAGGUAAAAGGAAAUUAUGAUAUAAAGAUCUUUAGUUUGGAAUACAUUAUGUUCCCAUUUCAAAAGCAAUUAACUAGGGCCCAGUUAACUAGAAAUUUGCCUUUUUAAUAAAACCAUCUUGGGGUUGUGGAUGAUGGUGCCUCAUUGCAGUGUGUUGGAAAAAUGUCUUCAGAUUUUUUAUUCUUUACCCUUGAGUUUGAGUUUAUAUUUAUGGGUGGCUAAAUUAAGCAGAUUAAAGAGUAUUAGGAAAAAGGAAAACAAAAAACUAUAUUGAAAGGUAAACACGCCAAUAAAAACAUCAGUAGAGGAAAUUCUCUACUGAUUUGCCUGCAAUAUAUUGAAGAGUUCCUUUGUGAAAAUUAAUUCCACUAGUUAACAAUUAUAAUAAUAGGUCAGUAAUAAUGUGUAAAAGAGUCCAUGGAAAUUUAUGGUUGUUGACGUGUGACAUUGUUCUCGGCUGAAGCUGUUCAAAGCUUAUUGCAGGGAAUGUGUUGAAUAUUGCUAAGUUGUGUUGUAAUUCUGUAUAUUUUAACAGAUUGUUGAUGUUAUGUGCUACAAUCUUAAGUUUUGAACUGUACCUUCUAUGUCAUAUUUUAAUUUUGCUGUCAAGUAAUGUCUGGGUUUGAAAUUCAGAAUUGCUGUCAAGGCAGUUGCAGUGUUAAUAUGGGUUGCUUGAGUGUUAUCGUCAGUAGCUAACAAAUUUCAUGUUACACGUUUGAUUUAAUUUCUCUCUUUUGCCUUCAAAAAAGGAAAAUUUGAAUUAAUCUUGUAAAACAGUUAGCCCAGUGAAAGAAACCCUUAUUAACAAUGCAGUGUUUCAAAUACUGGAUUUCCACACAUUUCCAAAGUGUUAUGGCGUUUCGCACUUCAAGCCUUGGUAGGUAACACGGUGAAUGCUAGGUUGUACGUACUGUGACAUUUCCAGGUGAUUCAGGUGCUUUUAUUUCACAGUUUUGUUUUUAAAAUCUUUUAGGCCAUGGUAUCAUAGUCACCAGGGUAAUUACAUUUUUUUUUUUUUUUUUUUUUUUUUUUUUGGUUUGUUUCUGCAUUUUUAAAGGAAGAAAUGUGCAUUUUGUAUAAGGAUUUCAUAUUAAGAUAAAUAAAAAAAUAAAUCAUAUGUGUUAAAAAGCGAUUAGGUAUAUAGUAUUAUUUAAAUGCAGUAUUGCAAAAAAAAUGGGUAUCUGAAUUAUCAAUUAGUUUCACUGUUAAACCACAUGGCACACUAAUAAACAUAAUAUUUCUUGCAGUAACUAAUAAACUUUAGCGAAUCCAGUGUUAGAAGAGGGAAUGCUUCUCCGAGUGUCAUGCAGCUUCAUAAAAAAAAGAAAAUAAUAUAUUGCCUUGCAUGCCCAAUAAGGGAAGCCAAACAGCACUGGAACUUAUAAGUAAUGAAGCCUAGUUAGGAGAUCCUGCAAUUUGAACAUUGAUAUUAGUGUUUUGUAUGUUAAACCUAUAAUUGUUAUUUUCCAAAAAUAAAAAUUUGUGAUGAUUAAAA
Penaeus monodon (black tiger shrimp) is the source of this 5249-nucleotide messenger RNA. Its product is annotated as drebrin-like protein A. Gene Ontology annotation, biological process: positive regulation of axon extension; postsynaptic actin cytoskeleton organization; regulation of actin filament polymerization. Bases 1 to 2088 code for a protein of 695 amino acids. Gene Ontology annotation, cellular component: actin filament; dendrite; cortical actin cytoskeleton. Gene Ontology annotation, molecular function: actin filament binding. The transcript has 14 exons. Lineage: Eukaryota; Metazoa; Arthropoda; Malacostraca; Decapoda; Penaeidae. The record is from RefSeq and is a predicted model, not a curated record.